Messenger RNA from Anastrepha ludens (Mexican fruit fly), 505 nucleotides. RefSeq lists its product as uncharacterized. Bases 181 to 372 code for a protein of 63 amino acids. The record is from RefSeq and is a predicted model, not a curated record. The transcript has a single exon. Lineage: Eukaryota; Metazoa; Arthropoda; Insecta; Diptera; Tephritidae.
GUCAAAAAUAUGUGCUACUUGAAGUUUAUACUUUGGUGGCAGUGUGUGUAAAUUUUGCACAAUUCCUAUACUGUGUAAAUACAGUAGAUAUGUGAAAGAGCAAUAGUGUUCAUUAAAACAAUAAAAUAAAAUUGAAGAACUUUACUUUCAAGAUACCCUUGCGCUAAGGGAUUUAAAGGAAUGAAUAAAAAUUGCAGCAAAGAUUGUUUGGGGCUUUGUUUACGGAUAACGGCACUUCAUCAGACUUGGAAGUGGUUACAUCAAACAAUUGCGUUACACGAAUAUUUGAUCUCUGUUACGGCAGCGAAUUCGGUAGACGCAUAUUUUGAUAAGACAUUUGAUAUAUUUCAAGGUCGCCAAAGAACAAAUUAGAGCAUCUGAAGUAUUUAUGUGGUCAUAUUAUUUCUAAUUUUUACGAGAGGACAUUUCCAAAAUUUGAUUAAAAAAAACUGAAGUUAUUGAAUAAUAGUAAAAUAAAUACAUUAAUUGUUAUUGUAUAUUGGAA